Molecule: messenger RNA, 2250 nt
Organism: Stylonychia lemnae
Lineage: Eukaryota; Ciliophora; Spirotrichea; Sporadotrichida; Oxytrichidae
Source: the annotation of a GenBank genome assembly
AUGAGAGGUGGCAUCAGAUAGGCUGGUGCUUAAUAGUAAAACCCAGAAAAGAAGGAGCAAGAGUUGCCAAAACCUAAUAAUCUUGAGCUAAUGAGGAACAGAUAUCCUGAAAAGUAGAGAAAGAAUCAAUCAUUAAGGUAAAACAAGGUGCCUAAGGUUGAUGAAAUAUUUAAUUUGCUCUAUUAAACUCAAAGACUCAGUGAGCCUGUGCCAUCCUCAGAGUAAAUCAAUGAAAGAAGAGUCUCAUUUAGUAGUAGCAUUGAUUUAUAGGAAAGUUCAAACAAAACUAAUUUGAAAAAGAGGAGAAGAAACAGCUCUAAUGAUCAGAAUCUGAUAUCUAAGUUUGAUGAUUCUUCUCAGAAGAGGCUUAGAAUUAAUCUUGAAGAAGAGUCUAAGAUAUAACCACAUGAAAAAGUCUUAAAAGUUUCGGUCAAUGUGAAUACUUAAAGAUCUAUAUCGCAACAAAUUUUAAAAGGAAAUGAUAUAAAAUCAAGUUAAGAAAUGAUAGUUUAAUAGCAGAAAUCACAAAAUUGCAAGGCUUAUUAUCCUUGUGAUAUCUAAAUAGCCUAGAAUAAUUAAAGAUACCAAUAAGAAGACUCUGAUUUGGAAUUGGGAGAAAUAAGACCUUCACUAAAAAAUGAGCAAGAAGAUGCUGAUAUGAUUGGUUUGAAGGGAAUAAUGGUGAAGCAAGGAAUGUCAAUAUUUUAUAAGCAAGGGGAAGAGGAAGAGGAAAAUUUACAUAGCUAUGGGGUAAGGAAAUUUAACAGAAAUGGUGGAAGGUUUCUUGGUGAGUCUGAUAGAAAAACUCAAGCUUUUAUUGAAUUAAUGAAAAGUAAUAAAUCUUCUACGAUAAGACCUUGUCCUUAUGAUGUAAUUCUAAUUGAUGAUGAAGAUUACAAGCAAGCAUCUCAUAAAAGCAAUAAAUCUUCACAGGAGUUAGAAAUUAUCGAUGAGAAAUAAGGCAGAUCUAAUCAUGUUUCAUUCAAGUAGCCACUGAGAAGAUUCUUUAAUACCCAUGUUCGGUAAGUCCGUUGCAAGAAUUGCAACAAUUUAGGCCAUACGAAAAGUCAAUGCACUGAACCUCUAAAGGAGACCUAGACUCUAUGCUUGUUUUGUAGAUAGCCAGGCCACCUAGAUUUAAAUUGCAAAUUAAAGUAAGAGAGCUGCAAUAGAUGCUUGGGACUUGGUCAUAAAAGAAAUAAAUGUCCAACUCUAUGCUAUCCUGACUAGGAGUUUGAGUACCACGUCAAUAGUAUUAUCUACCUAAAUAAUGAAAGAGAAGACUACUAUUACCUAGAAGAGGUCAAUAACAAAUAUGAUUUGGAAUUGUACGAAUGCAUUUAAUGUGGGAAAAAAGAAUAUUAUUGCCAAUGUAAGCCUAAGAGACUCGAAGCACUUAAGCUUAAGACAGAUUUAAUUGUGUGUCAGAAAUUCGAUUGUCAUCAAGAAUUUGCAACUGUACUUAGAACUCAGGGUAUGAGCAAUAAACUGCAAUUCAAGAUUAAAGAGCCAGACCUCGACAUCAUUAAAUCGUUCGGCUUACGAAACUAAGACAACCAAGAUUCAAGCUCAGAUGAGAUAAUGGAAAUUGAUUAGGAUAGUUUUGUCAAUCAUAAGUAAUAAAGUUAACCUUAAAUGAGCUCCUAAGAUUUAGAAGAUAUUUUUAUGGUACCUGAGGGUCAUUAAUAUGAUACUAUUUAUUGCUAGGGUUGUGGUGGUUAGAAUCAUCCUUAUAAUAACUGUGAUAACUAUCUGCUAAAUAGAGGAAAUUAAUCAAGACCUAAUAAUUCUUCAAAGCAUUAUGAUAUUUCUUCUUAUUCUGGAAGUAAUCCUAAUAAAGAAGCAAAACGAGCAAGAAAAUUUGAUUAGGCUUAAGAAAGAAUAAGUUAAUUAGCGAACAAUAGAGAUUUACUUUUAAAGCUUCAAGGUAAUUCUGAAUUAUUAGCAACUAGCCAAAAUGUAGACAAGUUAUCGUUUAACUCAACAUAAAGCUCAACAAUAGGAUCUCCUGAUUGCAAAGCUUCAAUAAACCAAUAAUAAUUAGAUCAAUUGCAGCAAGAAUACUCAGAAAUCUUUAGCUCUCUAUAUUCACCUAUUCCUUGCUAGAUCAAUCCCGUUUAGCAAUAAUAAGCAAUUUAGCCUAUGAAUUAGCCUCAGAGAAAACCUAAUUUAUGGUCUAAUUCCCAUCACAAGCAAGACCAAAUUGAAAUGUCCUUGCAGAAUAGAAUGGCUCUAAACUAUUGGAAAUGA